AUGAAAUCUAAAUUAGAAGAUGUAGCUCAUUUAGCAAAUGUAUCUAAAACUACUGUAUCUAGAGUUUUAAACAAUAGAGGUUAUAUUAGUGAAAAAACGCGAGUGAAAGUCUACCAAGCGAUGCAAGAAUUAAAUUAUCAUCCUAAUAUCCUUGCAAGGCAAUUAUUUCAACAAAAAACUAAUAUCAUUGGGUUGCUAUUCCCGAUGGUAAGCAAUCCUUUCUUUGGUGAACUUAUUGAACUUAUUGAAGAACUUGAAAAAGGAUUGUAUCGUAAAGGGUACAAAGUUAUAAUUGGGAAUUCUUUAAAUGAUCCUCAGAAGGAAAAAGACUAUUUGAAUCAAUUACUAACAAAGCAAAUCGAUGGAUUAAUAGUGGGAACCCAUAAUAAUGGGAUCAAAGAGUAUCAAUGUAAGAAUCUUCCAAUUGUUUCUAUAGAAAGAACUGUCAGUAAAGAAAUACCUGUUAUAGAAUGCGAUAACUAUAACGGAGGAAUAUUAGCCACAAAUUAUUUAUAUGAAGCAGGAUGUAGAAAUAUAAUACAUACUACAGGGAGAUCUAACAUAGAUAUGCCUAGUAACCUUAGAGAUAAGGCAUGUAAAGAUGCGAUGAUGAGUUUUGGGCUAACCCCCUGCAGCUACCCUAUAUAUUUCGAUAUGAAUAAUGAAGAGAAGAAAAAACACUUCAAGGAAAUAUUUAUUAAAUAUCCUAAUUUAGAUGGAAUUUUUGCAGGAAAUGACGUUGAAGCAGCUAUCAUAAUGAAAGUUGCUCAAAAAUUAGGGAAAAAAUUCCUGAAGAUAUCAAAAUUAUUGGUUUUGAUGGAACAAAAUUAUGCAGGAAUUUAA
Colletes gigas is the source of this 843-nucleotide messenger RNA. RefSeq names its product sucrose operon repressor-like. Gene Ontology annotation, biological process: regulation of DNA-templated transcription. The record is from RefSeq and is a predicted model, not a curated record. The transcript has a single exon. Bases 1 to 843 code for a protein of 280 amino acids. Gene Ontology annotation, molecular function: DNA-binding transcription factor activity; transcription cis-regulatory region binding. Lineage: Eukaryota; Metazoa; Arthropoda; Insecta; Hymenoptera; Colletidae.